Molecule: messenger RNA, 3084 nt
Organism: Ogataea parapolymorpha DL-1
Lineage: Eukaryota; Fungi; Ascomycota; Pichiomycetes; Pichiales; Pichiaceae
Product: DNA repair/transcription protein MET18/MMS19
Exons: 1
Coding region: 1-3084 (1027 amino acids)
Biological process (GO): iron-sulfur cluster assembly
Cellular component (GO): cytosolic [4Fe-4S] assembly targeting complex
Source: RefSeq, a predicted model, not a curated record
AUGUCUUUCCAAACACCCGUCAACCAGUUCAUGGUUGCAGACAAUACCGAAACGGCAGGUUGUCAGGAGGCAGUGAGGACUAUAUGUGAGCUCAUAGAGAGCAAUCAAGUCACCCUUCUAGAGUUCAUUCGUGGUCUAGGUACACAUCUCACGGAUGAUUCCAACGUUAUUAGGACCAGAGCGAUCACCCUUCUCAGCUCUAUUCUGGGCAACCUAAACAGAAAAAAGAUGUAUGCCAAAGAUGUCCAGGUGCUGCUGGAUUUUUAUUUGUCGAAGCUCGAUGACGAGCCUUGCUUGAGAGAAGUGCUCAAGGGUCUGAGCUCGCUUGUUUUGAUGAGCCAAUUUGAUCCUAACUUAAUUCCUCACCUGCUAGGCUUCCUCGUGGAAAAAUACUCCCCAUUGGGCAAGUUGGCUAGCGUAAGGUACUUUGGAUUUGAGGUUCUGGACUCUGUGCUAUCUGCCCAUUUGGAAGCAGCAAAACAAUACAACGAUGAAAUUAUUAAAACAUAUUUGCACGUUUCCAAGAAUGAAAAGGACCCCAAAAAUCUGCUGCUGUCGUUUAAGCUGUCAGCGCUGAUAGCACAGAACUUCGACAUCAGUAAGUUUUCUGAGGAUAUGUUUGAUGCGGUGUUUUGCUAUUUCCCUAUCUCUUUCAGGGCCCCAGCGAACGACCCGUAUAAAAUCACGGGAGACCAGCUUAAACAGACACUCCGUAACUGUCUUAGCGCCAGCGACCUCUAUGCCAAAGACGCUUUUCCCAAUCUUCUUGAGAAACUAUCGGCUACCUCUCCAACGGUCAAACUCGACGUUCUUAUGACGCUUAAUCAAUGUGUCGAGAAAUACUCAACAGCAACAGUGGAAGAAUACUGGAUCACAUUGUGGAAUUCCCUCAAGUACGAAAUUUUGCAUAACGAGCUUGCUUCUGUUGAGACACUGACGCAGUUGUUUACGUACUAUGAGAAUUCAGAAAAUGAAGACGAACGGAUCAUUCCUGCAGUCUUGAAGAUCUUCCAAUCGUUAAGCAAGAAAUUGCAGAACGUGAACGAGGAUCUUAACAUCAAGGACUAUCUUUAUGUGAUAAUGGACGAGCUGGCGAAGAAUAUUAAGAAUCACGAUGAUAAUAAGUCAAAGCAGUCGACGGUAAUUUUAGCUGCUAUAUGUGCGGCUAAUAUCAAUGUCUACAAUCUGCUUAUUCCCCAAGUAAUGCCCCUUCUACUGGUAUCGGAUGAUUUAACAAUCAAAACCCAAAGACAAAUUUUGACGAACGUCUCUUUCAUGAUUGACAGCUAUUAUAUUCUCUUCAACGAGAAAGAAGAAUCUAUUCGCCCCAACAAUCCAAUGUAUGAGUUUAAAGAUGACCUUCUGAUGCUAUUUAACAAAGCUUUACUGUCGACAUCGAAGGUUGAGGUGUCACUCAGAUGUUUAGCCGUGAAACUUGUGGCCAAGGUCGUCUCACUGAAUUUCUUCCUAGCUGAUCAGGAAGCCCAAUUGAUUACUCAACUAGUGACAGAUGUCCUCCUAGAAGAUGACAACAGCGUGACAGAAAAGCAAAUACUUCAGUGUUUCAAGUCGCUAUCUGUAAGCUACCCAUCUGCUGUGCUUGAAAUAACUGUUCCAAAGUUAUUUUCUUUCCUUCCAGACGACGACACGGAUCUAGAUCUAUUAAACACCAAGUCUCGUGUGCUUGAUAUUCUCAUUUCCAUUUCGGAGUCCAAGCUGGUUAUUGACUCUGUUAUGUUGCGGCUAGUUGGAAAGAUCGAAAUUUUGAUAAAGUCAGCGUCCCAAAGUUAUGUCCGAUCAGUGUUUUUGACUUUAUGCAAAAUUGCUGAUAAAUUAAAUGCCAAGGAUUCCACGAACGACAACAUGAGACGACUAGUCCCACGGCUGUUUUAUGUCGUUCUUGAUACUGACAAAACUAAUCACGAUGAAGUGGUUCUGGAAUAUACAGGACGUGUUGCUAAAAAGAUAUUGCUGCAAACAGACACCUCUCAGCACGAGGAAAUCUUGCGCGACGCAAUUGAUUUUUUUAUUAACGGCAAACCUACACCUCUUGUUGCCAAGCACUUAUCGAAACCGUUGGAUAUCAUUAACGGAAACCAGCUGCCUUUCAUUAUUUUCACAAAAAUUAUUUCGGCAGUCGAUAAAAAUGUGAAGUUUUCUAUGGAAACCUCGUCUUUCCUCAAUCUCCUGUUCAAAGCAAACCAGUCGACGGUGCAGUUCUCAAGACUUCCAGUGGUGCAGUGCAUCUCGCUGGUUGUCAAUAAAUGGGUUGACGACUCUGAAUACCUGGCUGCAAUCCUGGAAGACUUUAAGAAAGCCUUGAGUGACUCUUCCAUACCCCUCAAGGAACGAGCCAACACUUUGGAGGUACUCAUCUGGGUUGGAAAAGCUUUGAUUAUGAAACAACACGCAUGCGCUCAAGCAUACGAAGAGUACCUUCUCUCUUUAUUUGACAGUGAAGAGCUUCACGUGUUUACCCCCAAAAUUCUCGAAAUACUGGUUGCAGAUGUAGAAUGCUACCAGCAGUUUAAGAAAACUGGUCCUUUCAAUAGAUCAAUUGUUUUCAAUGUGAAUGUGCGCUUGCUCUACAAACAGAAACUGUUUAAUACAGUGCUGCCCUUGCUGGUGUCCAAAUUUGAGUCCUCAAAGAACCAGACGUAUUUAUUAGCAUUAUCACUCAUGCUUAAGUAUGUCGACAAGUCGAUUAUUAUUCCGCAUGUUGAAACCCUACUGCCACUUGUUUUGAGGUCGCUGAGCACCGAUUCCAACGUCAUUGUCACUGCAUCGUUAUCCAUCCUAACCAUAGCAGUCAAUGAAUCAGACGAAUUGGUUUCCCGUCACUUAUCGACUGUCAUACCAAAUUUACUGGAAAUUGUCAACACGCACAAGAAUGAAACGGUGAAACGAAACGCACUGGAAUGCUUGCUUUCACUGACAAAGUUUGAUUUGCAUUUAUUAGUUCCCUAUAAACAGGAUAUCAUCACGCGACUUGCCAAAGUCCUGGAUGACCCUAAGCGAUCAAUUCGCCGACUGGCCUGCGAUUGUAGACAGGCAUAUUAUGAGCUGGGGGUGCCUCGUCAAUGA